Symbiodinium natans is the source of this 2679-nucleotide messenger RNA. NCBI's taxonomy places the organism in Eukaryota, Dinophyceae, Suessiales, Symbiodiniaceae. The record is from the annotation of a GenBank genome assembly.
AUGCUGCAGUCCGUGAGCUGUCACCGCAGUUUCACGAAUUCGGUCAUGACCAUUUUCACGCCGGAGACAGCCGAGAAAGGUGCGGGACACUGCAUGGCACAGGAUGACCCUGCGAGUGAGGUUCUCACCUACGCAGAACGCUCGGCACGGAUGCCAGCCACCUCCGGUGGCUCCAAAGUUGCAUUGAUGGUUUGCGGGGUGAGGUAUUUGCCUGGUGUGGAGGAGUACAAAAAGCUGGAGCUUGCUCACUGGGGCCAGGCCGUGUACCUGGACUAUGCUGGGGCGGCGCUGUAUAGCCGAGCGCAGAUUCAGUCGGCACAGGCGCUGUUGUUGGACAGCUGCCUGGCCAACCCCCACAGCUCGCCGGAGACAGCGCAGCGCAUGGAGCAGCAGAUGUUCAACGUCAGCAGGGAGACCCACUCAGUGGUGUUUACUUCGGGCGUCACUCAGGGUCUGCAGCUCUUGGGGGAGCAUCUCCCAUGGACCCAGAGCAGCGUCUUCCUGUACGCUGACGAGAGCCACACCAGUAUGGUUGGCCUUCGGCAGUAUGCCAAGGAAGGCAGCUGCACUUAUGGCACCUUCGCCCUUGAAGAGCUUUCCAAGUUUGAAGACGACCUCCUGGCCACUCGGCAUGAAGUUGGGAAGGCUGCUCGCUUGGAAGGCUCCGAAGACUCCGUGCCGGUUGUGAGCUCUUCUUGCAACCUCAUCGCCUUCCCAGGCGAGUCCAACUUCAGCGGAGCUCGCAGCGACUUGUCCUGUGUGCAGCGGCUGAGGGCGGGCGCGCUGAAGUGGCGAGUUUUGCUGGAUGCCGCCAAGUUGACCUGCUCUCCUGGCGCCUUAGAUCUGAGCAACUGCCCUGCGGACUUCACGGUUGUCUCCUUCUACAAGAUCUUCGGCUACCCGACUGGCCUUGGGGCACUGCUCGUGCGGCAUGAUGCAGCACCCUUGAUUAUGCCACAGGCAGACCUCACCGGAGGGCCAAGGAAGGGUGGCACCGGAGGGCCUGCCGGAGGGCCUGGAAGGCCACUCUACUUCGCCGGAGGUUGCGUCUCCUCCCUGUCGGCAAGCUCUGGCUUUGCCAUCCCUCGGCCUCAGUUGACGGAGUGGCUGGAGCGGGGCACGCCCCAUUUUUUAGGGAUCGCAGCGCUCCCUGCGCAGCUCAAAGCGGUCCGGGCGCUUGGCCCUGACCAUGCGCGAUGUCGGCAUGCACAGGCUGUGGGACGCGAGGCAUACCUUCGCACAGUGAGGCUGCACCAUAGCAAUGGGCUCAGGGUGUGCACAGUGUUCGGCCGGCACGAGGAGAAGAGCUGGUGCGAGGUCCAAGGCCCAACUCUGGCACUGAGCCUUCACUAUGCGGAUGGCUCGCCAAUCCCUUAUGGGAUUGUUGGUGAGCGGGCAGCAGCGAGGCAGAUCGUCUUGCGCACCGGUUGCCACUGUAAUGCAGGGGGUUGCCAGAAGUACUUGAACCUGGACGAUGCUGACAUCCGGCACUUCUUCGCAUCUGGCAAAGUGUGUGGAGACGACAAAGGUCUCGUAGAUGGCCGGCCUACAGGUGUGGUUCGCGUGUCCUUUGGAUUGUAUUCAACACUGUCUGAUGUCUCCAGCUGGAUGACACUUCUCUCUGAGUUCGUGGAUGUGAUGCCUGACUGCUCUGAAGACUCUGAAGGCUGCAAGCUGCCAGAGACAACCCCUGAAAUGGUCCUGCCUCUGCAGCCUCUGCACCCUCAAGCUCGGACCAUUGGAGACAUCAGGGCUCUGAAGGUUUACCCCGUCAAAGGAUGUGGGCCCCUGCGUGUUCGGCGUUGGCCCCUGGACGGCAGCGGCACCUUGUUCCUGGACCGGAGAUGGUGCCUGAUGUUGGAAAACCAGAUUACGGGCCGAGGGCGGGCAGUCAGCGCAAAGCAGGCACCCCGCCUAACCACCGUGAAGCUGUCUCUGAAGAGUGGGGAGCGGGGCCACUUGGUGCUAAUCCUGUCCACCAGGUACCAUGCCCAGACGUUGGAGCUUCCCUUGAGCGGGCGGGACUCGGACUUCCUACGCUUAGCAGGCGUCGAGCCGGUUGAGUCGCAUCCCGGCCAGUCCAGUGAGUCUAGUGAGUCCGGUGCCGUGGCCUUUGGUCAAGACUUCGAGACUGCGGCAGCCGCGGCAGCCAGCUGGUUUGAGCAGGUGCUCAACAUCCGGGGCCUGCGCUUGGCUGCGGCCUCGGCCGCCCCUUCGUGUGCGGGUGGCACAGGCGAAGCACCGGCGCCCACGGAUAAGACAGAUUUCGCGAAUGCACCGAACACUCUGCUCCUAGUGUCCACGGCAUCUCUCAGAGAGUUCGGCCGUGUUUGUGGCCUGGCAGUGCCCGCAGACCGCUUCCGUGCAAACCUGGAGGUGGACCUGGAGCAACCCUACGAGGAGGCAUGCUGGCCUGUCAGUCUCCCCCUCCAACUGGGAAACGCAGCUUUCGAGGCAGCCGGGCGUUGCGUACGGUGUCAGGCUGUUGACAUCGAUCCUGAAGAUGCCAGCUCCCAAGGGCCCUCGCUCUUGGCAGCACUGGCCACGGCACAGCCCGGGUCCGAGGCCAAAGGCCCGACCUUCGGCGUGCUCUUGCGGCAAAGGGACCCAGGCACAAGCACGAGCAUGUCCGCACUCUCCGUGCUGGAGGUCGGAAUGCCCCUACGCAGAUUGGCGUAG